Molecule: messenger RNA, 1515 nt
Organism: Diabrotica balteata
Lineage: Eukaryota; Metazoa; Arthropoda; Insecta; Coleoptera; Chrysomelidae
Source: the annotation of a GenBank genome assembly
AUGUUGGGUCUGAUAUUGAUCUUUGUGAUAAUAUUAUGGUUUAUAUUAUGGUUACUGCAGGUUUACUGGAAAUAUGGAAUGAGUAAAUAUCUUAAGCAAUUAUCCGGACCAAAACCUGUCUUCCUAUUGGGCAAUCUGGAUGCAGUUUUGUUUUUGCCCAGAGAAAAAUAUUUUUCGAAGCUACAAGAAUUUAUAAACCAAUAUGGACCGAUGUUUAGAGUACAGGUGGGGCCUAAGCUAGUUGCCGUUAUUUGUACCGAUGUUAAAUUUGCAGAGUUUAUUCUAACUUCUUCCAAAACAACAGAAAAAUCUCUGGUAUACGGAUUUCUUCAUGGAUGGUUGGGAACUGGUCUCGUCACUAGUACAGGAACAAAAUGGAAACAGCGUAGGCGCAUGAUUACUCCAACUUUUCAUUUCUCUAUUCUGGAAAGUUACGUUGACAUAUUUGAUAGAGUUGGAGAUAUUUUUAUUGAAAAAUUAAUACAACAAGUAAAUACGGCAUCAUUAGAUGUGUUUUCUUUAGUUACUUUGUGUACUUUAGACAUUAUUUGUGAGGCGGCGAUGGGUAUUCAAAUAAAUGCACAAGAAUCUCAAACAUCAAAAUAUGUAAAGUCUGUAAACACAAUGUGUGACAUAUUUAUUGGUAGAGCGACCUCUCCUAUGCCAAAUUUUUUGUACCGUUUCACGCCAAAUUACUAUAGAGAACAGAAAGCGAUCAGGGUAUUACAUGACCAGACAGACAAAAUCAUUGAUACUAAGAUCAGAGAAAAAUGUAACAAUGGAAACAUACAUUCUAACCAGCAGGAUAAGAGUACUAGAAAGAGGCUUGCAUUUUUAGAUUUACUGUUAGAGAGUACUAUAGAUGGUAAACCAUUAUCUAGACUGGCCAUUCGAGAAGAAGUGGACACGUUUAUGUUUGCGGGUCAUGAUACUACCGCAACAGCCAUAAGCUUUGCUUUGUAUUGUUUGGCAAUGAACCCCAGAGUACAGGAACGAGCAUUUAUUGAACAGCAGGAAAUGUUUGGCACAAAUUUAAAAACGGCUAAACCCACUAUAAAUCAGCUUCAAGAAAUGAAAUAUUUGGAAAUGGUAAUAAAAGAGUCUUUACGAUUGUAUCCUUCUGUACCGUUUUUAGGCAGAGCAAUAUCUGAUGACGAGGAAUUUAUAUGGGAAGGUAAUGUCUUUAGAAAAGGUAUAGAGGUUUUAAUUUGUAUUUAUCAUAUGCACCGAAACCCGAAAUAUUUCCAUGACCCAGACACAUUUAUUCCUGAACGAUUUGAAGAAGUUAAUAAAUACAAUAGUUUUAUAUUUCUGCCAUUCAGUGCUGGAUUUCGAAACUGUAUAGGUCAGAGAUUUGCAAUGUUGGAAAUGAAAAGUAUUAUUUCAAAGGUUUUGAGGAAUUUUGAAUUACUUCCAACAGAUCCACCACACGAAGUCAAAGUAGUUCCAAACAUUGUAAUUGCAUCCACAAAUGGAAUUCACUUAAGAUUAAGAAAUAGAUCUGAUUAAUAAAAU